This is a messenger RNA of Sitophilus oryzae (rice weevil), 1144 nucleotides long. RefSeq names its product snRNA-activating protein complex subunit 1-like. Gene Ontology annotation, molecular function: sequence-specific DNA binding. Lineage: Eukaryota; Metazoa; Arthropoda; Insecta; Coleoptera; Curculionidae. Gene Ontology annotation, biological process: snRNA transcription by RNA polymerase II; snRNA transcription by RNA polymerase III. Gene Ontology annotation, cellular component: snRNA-activating protein complex. The record is from RefSeq and is a predicted model, not a curated record. The transcript has 5 exons. The coding region runs from base 180 to 1067 and encodes 295 amino acids.
UGGUUAUGUUUGAUUAUAUUGUGUUUUGAUUUUGUUCAUAAUAUUUUGUUUUAUUUCAAGAUUAUGUUUUGUUCAAUGGUCUAAUCAGUGAACUUGAUUUAUACCUAACAGACGAAUUUUAUUUGGAUAUGAGUUCUGCCCAUUUCCUAGUAAUUUCAAAAGUUCUUACAAACUGAAAAAUGGAAAAAGCAAAUUCUAGUGUUCCUAAACCAAGGAAAACAUCAGUUCUCUCCAAUUAUGAGAUUUCAGUUUCAAUUGCUUUUAAAAGAGACUGUGAAGUAUUUUUAGUAGAAUUUGCCAAACAAAAAACCUUAAGUUAUGCUAAAUUUGCUAAUAUCUGGCAGUUAAAAAAUAUGUCUUAUAUAUUUGCGGACCAAACCUAUGUAUCACUCUUGAAAACUCUCUGCGAAGAAUGUUUUGCCAUUUUAACACAAUGUAUUAUUCAUCAAAAAAAUGUUUAUAUGAAGAUAGGCGCUCUGUACUUAUUAUAUGGUUUAUAUUAUAAACAACCGAUUGAAGGAAUGGUUAAGAUUCGUGUAUCAUAUGAUGAAUAUACUAUAAUAAAGGAUCUCAUGGAUGAAAUGGCCAAGGAGAAAUAUAUGGAACCUUUAUUUAUAUUUGCUAAAUUAAAAGCAGAUGUAGCUUUUAACUACGUUGGAUGCUCUAUGCCUAGAUCAAUCCGAUUUAUUAAAAAUACAAAAAAAGCUUUCACAGCUCAUACACUGAAUGCUAAUUUUGGUGAGAAUCCAUUAUCAAAAUUUGAGGGCAUAUUGCAAGAUGAAUCGGUUGUAAAACUCCAGGAUACCUGUAAGAGAUAUGAAAUGGCUUUGAAAAAAAAUUCAAGUAUAUAUCCAAAUAUAGAUCAAUUUAAAUCAACAAUUAUGGACGACUUAAAUGCAGCACAUAAAAAACUGUUUUCAGAGGACCAUAGUACACCCAGUGAACAAAUCGAAACAGACUUGAAAAUACUUAAUAGCAGACAAGAGAUCAAGCUUAGAGCUUUGAAAUCGGAAAACGCUACGUAUAGGGGUGCAAAACAAGUUUUAACUGCAAUUGAUUUAGAAUGAUAAAAUUAUGAGAACUGUUUAAGUUACAUAUCUGUACCCCAGAAGCAAACAAUAUUAAGUCACAAAACAUAUAGUUU